This is a messenger RNA of Penicillium macrosclerotiorum, 843 nucleotides long. RefSeq lists its product as uncharacterized. Bases 1 to 843 code for a protein of 280 amino acids. The transcript is spliced from 3 exons. The record is from RefSeq and is a predicted model, not a curated record. Lineage: Eukaryota; Fungi; Ascomycota; Eurotiomycetes; Eurotiales; Aspergillaceae.
AUGUCUUCCGACCACCCGGAGCCCGGGGUGUCCGACCCCAAAGGCCAGCACGAGUCGGGGGCGACCGCAGCUUCUCCGCAGCAGAGCUCCAACCCGCAACCCGUCGCGACAGAGACCGCCGACGCCUCAUCCAAGCCAGUGCCCGUCGCUGAAUCCGCUACCACGGUCGUCCCGGCCGAACCUGUCCAGCCUGGCGACAAUCCAGCCACUGCGAUCCAACACCCCGCAACCGGUGGCGAAAGCGUCGCCCCCGUGACGGCAACGGAGACCACUGCAUCAACCGACCACGAUCAUACUACACCCGAAAACGCUGAUACCGUCGGCCAGCCUCAGACCACCGACGCACCGUCAAUGGAUACCGAUGAGUCAAAGCCGGGCGCCGAGCUGUCGUCUGAGCCGUCCGAGGACAUCUCGGGAAAGGAGGUGGAGGAUACCGGGCCGUCGCUAGCUCUGACAUUACUGCUGACAACGGGAUCGCGACACCCGUUUAAGAUCGAUGCGAAGUAUCUGCGGAAGCAGUCGGUGAAUGUGGAGAAUCAUGAUCCGUUCGCGAUGAGCGUCUAUACGUUGAAGGAGUUGAUAUGGCGAGAGUGGCGAUCUGACUGGGAAGCUCGCCCAUCCUCCCCGAGCUCGAUUCGGCUCAUAUCCUUCGGAAAAUUGUUGGAUGACAAGGCGCCUCUGUCCGACUCGAAGUUCAGCGCCGAUCACCCGAAUGUCGUACAUAUGACCGUCAAGCCGCAAGAAAUGAUCGACGAAGAAGACGCCAAGGGAACCAAAACUCAGUAUAACCGCGAGCGUGAAGCCGGCGAGCGAAGUCCCGGCUGCCGCUGUGUCAUCCUAUGA